UCGAGAGUCGAAUCUCAGAAGUAAAGACGGGAUCAAGAGUCCAGCCCUAAAUGGGUCGGGUCCAAAUCGUGGUCGUGAGUUUUAUUAAAUAAAAUUUUUCUUUUCGAGGAAUUGUUAAUGGCAUCUUCUUCUCAGUCCGUCUUCAAUGUGUUCGUCUAUGGCAGCUUAUUAGCUGACGACAUUGUUCGUGCUCUUCUCAAACGCGUCCCUCCUUCUAAUCCUGCGAUCCUUCACAACUAUCAUAGGUUCAGCAUCAAAGGGCGUGUGUAUCCUGCCAUUCUACCAGUUGAGAACAAAAGAGUUAAUGGGAAGGUUCUUUUGGAUAUCAAUGUCCCUGAAUUGAAUAUCCUGGAUGCAUUUGAGGACGUUGAGUAUGAAAGGACGACUGUUGAUGUUUCCCUGAUGGACAGUUCCAAGACAUUGCAGGUUGAAACAUAUGUUUGGGUUAACAAGAGGGAUCCAGAUUUACAUGGGGAAUGGGACUUUGAGGAAUGGAAAGUGUUGCACAAGGGGGACUUCUUGACAAUGACAAUGGAAUUCAGUGAAGAAAUGGAGCUACCUGAAUCAAAAACCAGAGUGGCAACUUAUGAAUCCUUCUAUGCACAGGAAGAGAACAAGUCCAAACCUUGAUGCAGCUAUAGUUAUAGCAGAGACAAAAACAGUAGGUGAUUUUUUCUCAUAUGUUCUAGUCUUGAUGGACAGUGUUACUUGGUAGUGUUAUAGUCUUUAUGUCUUGGAUGAACCGAAAACAUCUGAUUAUGGGUAAAAAGAUACUAUCCAUUCUAUCACAUCUCCGAGUGGUACUUGUGCUCUAACGAAAGCAACUUCAUAUGUAAUUUAAGAAUGGAUUGAUUUUAUAUGCGAUUUUCUUUCUUACAUAAAUUUAUUUAUAACAAGGGAAAAUGUGUAUCCAAA
This is a messenger RNA of Solanum lycopersicum (tomato), 915 nucleotides long. The record is from RefSeq and is a predicted model, not a curated record. NCBI's taxonomy places the organism in Eukaryota, Viridiplantae, Streptophyta, Magnoliopsida, Solanales, Solanaceae.